UGAAAAAAAAAUACACACACCACAUUUUUUACGGGUGUCGAAAUUGUGUUGCCAAAAAACCCUUUAUUUUUGUUUUCCCCAUCCUUCUUUUUUCUUCAUUUUCUCCCCUACUCUCUAUCUCUCUCUUUCCCUUGCACGUUUAUAUUUUAUAUAUGCAUAAAUGGCUCAACCGUUACACAAUCCCCUUUCUUUUCUAAAGAGCGCUAAUCUUUCCAGCUCUUCCUUGGAGCGAACACCAAGCUCUCGUUCACGAUCUGGAAGUUUCCUUCGAGCCAUCUCACUGCAUCCUUCUGUCAGUCCAAACGGAGGUCAACAGUCGCCUACUACGCCUUUAUCUCGAACAAACACGAACAAUUCCCUCUCGCGAGUUCCUCCAUGGCUCGAAGACGGCGCAGAUUCAGCAUUUUCUUGUAACCCAGACGACUUUGAGAUAAAAAAUCCAAUAGGCUAUGGCUCUUCGGCUGUCGUCUACAAUGCUAUCUAUAAGCCAAAGGGUAUGAGAAUUGCAAUCAAAAUGAUUGAUCUCGAUUUAUUCGAAAGAAAUCAAAUUGAUGAGUUGAGGCGCGAAACAGCUUUAAUGGCUUUAUCAAAACACCCCAACGUAUUAAAGGUUUAUGGGUCGUUUGUAAAUGGCUCAAAAUUAUAUAUCGCCACACCCUAUUUAUCAGGAGGAUCAUGCCUGGAUAUAAUGAAGUGUGGGUUUAAAGAUGGAUUUGAAGAGACAAUUAUUGCGACGAUAUUAAAGCAAACGUUAGAGGGGCUCGUCUAUCUCCAUAAAAACAACCAUAUCCAUCGAGAUGUAAAGGCUGGUAAUCUAUUAAUGGAUGAUGGAGGUACUGUUCUAUUAGCGGAUUUUGGUGUAUCAAGUUCCCUGACUGAAAAUAAUGAGGUCCGAAAAACUUUUGUGGGCACGCCCUGUUGGAUGGCACCUGAGGUAAUGGAACAAUCAGCUUAUGAUUUUAAAGCUGAUAUUUGGAGUUUUGGUAUCACCGCUUUAGAACUUGCUACUGGUCAUGCCCCAUUUGCCAAAUUUCCCCCAAUGAAGGUCUUGAUGAUGACUCUGAACCAAUCCCCUCCAACUUUAGAUAGAGAUCACACAAAAUAUAAAUAUACACGUGCUUUAAAAGAAAUGAUUGAUUUAUGUCUUCAUAAAGACCCUAAUAAGAGACCAACGGCUGAAAAACUCUUAUUUCAUCCAUUCUUCAAACAAGCGAAAAGAAAAGAUUACCUCAUUAAAACAGUACUAGCUUGUGUUCCUCCCUUAGAUCAACGACCCCACCGAAAAAUAGGAUUUAAGCAUGUCACAAUUGAGCACACAGAUCAGUGGGAUUUCGACACCGCCACAACAGAUGACGAGACUACUAAACCAGUUCAAAAACAGCAACACAUAUCAUUUGGUAAUCUUGGCAAAGGAACUGACCUUCCCUCCCCAGCCCCGUCUGAGUCCGAUCAUACAAGGACUCGGAAAUCUCGCUUUGUUAUCGAAGAUGGCUCAACCAUUAGCCUCGAUAAAGAAGAUAUUACCGUUUCAUCUCGACGUUCAUUAUCGCCCAGUCGGCUAUCUUCUAUCAGUAGAGAGACUAUCCCACAACCACAGUCUACUUCUGUAUUUCCAACCGAUCCCGUAGCAUCAGACAGCCAAGCAUGGCAAAGUGCAAUGGGGCUAGGUCUAGGUAUAUCCUCGACAUCCUCAGCCAUAUCUGCUUCUCUGCAACAAUUGCCACUGGAGAACGUACAAGUAAGAAAAGGAAGAUUCAGUGUAAACCAUCAAUCUGCGCCAGCAUCUAUCCGGACUGCCGAUUCAAAAUCGGAACCAACACCGAUAUUACUACCUGAAUUACCAGCUUCUGAUAUACGCUCUAUGCCAAUGUCUCGAGGCAUCAGUAGCGAUAGUAUGAAAGGAGAACGUAAAUCGAGGUUUGAAGUACAACAUUUACCAUCCUCUACAGUGAUGGAUGAUAGUCAAAGAAGUGACGCAACACCAAUGACGCGAGAACCAUCUUUCCAGCAUCAACGUACUCUCUCUCGUGAGUCCGUGAGUUCUGGAAAAAUUAGUCGAUUCUCGAUUGAAAAGGAAGAUGCCAAUGGCCAAACGCAAGAGUUGAUACAUCCGUUUGAAUCAACUAGCAAUGUGAUUGCUGGAUCACCUGAAUACCGUAAAAAGGGAAGGUUUGAAUUGACUGGUGGCAUGACAACUGCAGAAAAGUUGGAAUCACCUCAAACUACUCUCAAUAGUACCUCAAAUCAGGCAUCCAUUGCAAGAAGCAUGGCCACAAAACCUGCACCCGUGUCGGACAAUCAGCAAGUCUCUUCUGUGUACGGACAGAUGGAGGCGCUAUUGAAACAAACAGAGGCCCAGAAAACUAUGCUUCAUGAUUUACUAUUUGGUUUAAAUACACUAUCAAAUGGUGGCAUGCCUCAGAAUAUACCAAACUCUAGAACAAGAUCAUCCUCGUUUGAUAUCAGGAAAAUGUCCGUGACAUCGUCAUCUGCUGCUAGUGAGCACUUGAGUACGUCACAUCACAUGUAUCCUAUGGAAAAGUAAUGUUUUAAACAAUUUAAAAAAAAAAAAAAAGUAUAUCACUCUAAAUUUGUAUUAGUAGAUCUUCGACUCAAACCGAAAUUGCAUCUACAUUAGAGCAUCUUCAGCAAUUGUUAUU
This is a messenger RNA of Mucor mucedo, 2660 nucleotides long. Its product is annotated as kinase-like domain-containing protein. The transcript is spliced from 9 exons. The record is from RefSeq and is a predicted model, not a curated record. Gene Ontology annotation, molecular function: protein kinase activity; ATP binding; protein serine/threonine kinase activator activity. Bases 161 to 2545 code for a protein of 794 amino acids. NCBI's taxonomy places the organism in Eukaryota, Fungi, Mucoromycota, Mucoromycetes, Mucorales, Mucoraceae. Gene Ontology annotation, biological process: protein phosphorylation.